Molecule: messenger RNA, 706 nt
Organism: Neltuma alba
Lineage: Eukaryota; Viridiplantae; Streptophyta; Magnoliopsida; Fabales; Fabaceae
Product: outer envelope pore protein 16-2, chloroplastic-like
Exons: 7
Coding region: 1-540 (179 amino acids)
Cellular component (GO): chloroplast outer membrane
Molecular function (GO): amino acid transmembrane transporter activity
Source: RefSeq, a predicted model, not a curated record
AUGAGCAGCAAGAACUUGGAUUCCAGAUCUCUGAUGCAGGAACUUCGUAGCUUUGAUAAUGAAGUUCCCCUCUUCGACUUCGGCCAUCCUCUUCUCAAUCGCGUCUCCAACAGCUUCCUCAAAGCUGCUGCGAUAGGAGCCAUCCAAGCUGUGUCCCGUGAGGCUUAUUUCACGGCUGUUGAAGGUGCGGGCCUUGAUAAUGGUGGCAGCAUUGUACCUGAUGUUUCAGAUUCCAAAAGAGCUCGUUUUCCUGGCCUCGGAGGAGAGACUAACAGCAAGUCUCUUGAGGCCAUGGUCAAGAAUAGCGGAAAGGAGUCCUUUCAAUGGGGAUUGGCUGCGGGAUUGUAUUCAGGUCUCACAUAUGGCCUAAAGGAGGCUCGAGGAGUUCAUGAUUGGAAAAACAGUGCAGUAGCAGGAGCACUCACAGGGGCCACACUUGCGCUUACAUCGGAAAACUCCUCCCACGAGAAGAUCGUGCAAACUGCAAUCACCGGAGCCGCCGUCUCCACCGCCGCCAAUCUCCUCUCUUGGAUCUUCUAACUGUGACUGGCUUUUACGUUAGGUCAUCUUGUUCCAUCCCUUUAUUACCCAUAUAACACCCCAAGAAAAAAGCCUCCCCCUCUUGUGUAUAUGUUGUUCAUGUUUUAGAUGAAGUUGUAAGGUUUCCUUUUGGAUUUUGUAAUCACCAUUAAUGACUUUCUCAUCA